AAUGUCGUUUAUGCAAACAUGUAUAUGUUUUGAAGGGGUAAAGUAAAAUAUCUUAAUAUUGUUCUUACAUUAUGUACAAGAUUUAUGUAAAUUUUGAAUUGUAAAAAUGUAAAAAAGGGAAAGCAGGUGAAGAGAAAACUUUAAGUAUGUCAACUAUACAACGUGUGAGCUAUAUAUACAAAAUUUGGUUUUCCACUUUCGGUUUAGGAAAAAAGCAAUUUCCAAUAUUUCGGAAUCAAGUUUCUCUUUUAAAAAGAGAACAGGUCUUUGUUAUAAUUAAACGGAUUUCUUAAAAUCGUAACUGACAUUUACAGUUAAAUUUCAUACAGAUGUUUAUGUAUUUUCAAAAAUAAGUAAAUAAACAAAAUGACAGAUAAUGCUACAGGGAUUGAUGCAGGGUCAAGUCGAGAUGACCAUGUAGAUGCCGACAAUAUUACGAUUGAUUGUGAUAAAGAAAUCACUCCCCGUUUAGUAAUAGCCAUCAAAUUUGGGACAUAUGCUUGUAGUUAUGCCUUGCAAUGGAGAUCCGACUAUGAAAACGCAAACUGCAUCGAAAGCAUCAAGGUUCCAACACAUUGUUCAUCAUUCGGAUUUUGUACAAGAAAGACGCCUUCUUAUUUACUACUUAAACCUGAUAAAAGCAUUGCCGAGUUUGGGUACAAAGCUGAUUUUCAAUUCAGCAAAAAUGAGUCACUUCCUGAGAGAAAGAGACCAAAAGACUGGAAGGACUGGUAUUUCUUUCGCUUUUUCAAGAUGCGACUCUACACUGGGGAGGAACUCACAGUAGAUACUACGAUGGAAGCCGCAAAUGACAAACAUUUACCAGCAGUUGAAGUACUGGCAAAAACAAUAGAGUACCUGAAGAAUGAAACAAUAAAUAAACUACGAGAAGACGGUUGUGUAUAUCCAGAAGAUGUAACGAAAUGGGUGAUAACUGUUCCUGCUAUUUGGAAUGACUCAGCUAAACAUGUGAUGCAUGAGGCGGCAGAAAAAGCUGGAAUUAAUGGGAGAAACUUGUCAAUAGCUUUUGAGUCUGAAUGUGCUGCUUUGUAUUGUACGAAAGUUCCUCUUGAGAAAAUCAAAAACGCCACUGGCAAUAAUGAAAGGACAGAAUUUGCAGCUCCUGGUCAAACACUGAUGAUUGUUGACAUGGGAUGUGACACUGUUGAUAUAACAACGGUAAAAAUAAAUGAGGACAAGACAAUUCAACAGGUUUACAAAUCAUGCGGAGGUCCUUGGGGUGGCAAAAAAAUCAAUGAAAAAUUUGAGAUGUUUUUGGUAGAAUUGAUUGGAGCAGAAACAGUCAGAGCAUUUGUUGAAAAGCAUGAAAUUGACUACUACAAUUUGCGAAUGGAUUUUGAAAGCAGAAAAAGAGAGAUGAAAGGGUCAGAUGAUCAAAUACCAGUCAAACUCCCAGAUUCACUCCGACAGUUAUGGGAACGUGCAGAAGGUAAAGAAAUCGAUGAUAUUCUUGAAGAAAAGAAAGGUUUUGGAGAAAUUGAAUAUAUGACAGGGCGGUUAUUCUUGGAAGCUAAAAUAAUCCAUGUUUUUCCAAGAAAUCAUCGGUGGCUUACUUAAAUACAUAAAUGAAGAGGUUUUAUCAGAGAUGUGCAAUGUUUCAAUUAACUCAAUUAUCUUGGUUGGUGGAUUUGCUGAAUCAAGUUAUGUAAUGCAAUAUAUGAGAGAAAGUCUCCGAUCUCACAAUAUUCCUGUAGUGAGGCCGCACUUACCAGAAUUAGCCGUAUUGAAUGGUGCUGUUCUGUUCGGUCAGAAUGAAAAGAUUGUAAAGUCAAUAAUUUUGAGGCAUUCUUAUGGAAUUGCAAUGACAAUGGAAUUUGUUCCAAACAAACACAAGGAGGACGAGAAAUAUGAAUUAGAUAAUAUGAUAAUGGCAAACAAUGUAUUUAGAAAGCAUGCCACUAUCGGGCAAACUGUUCCAAUUAAUGAAUGGAUUUGUUCAAAGGAAUAUUACCCAGAAAAUGAGAGAGACAGAAAAACUACUUUUUUUAUUUUCACAUCUGAUUCCGUAGAUCCUGUUCAUACAACAGAAAAGGGUUGUAAAUAUAUAGGCCAGGUUGUUGUAGAUUUCGGAUAUAACAGUGAUUCUACUAUGAGGAAGGCAGUGAAAUUGGAGUUCAAAUUUGGGGCGACAGAGCUCAAAGUUAGAGCCGUUACUUCGACCUCCAGCAAACAACACGUCAGCUAUUUUAAAUUACAAUGAACCCUAUCCCUUACUUGACUCAUUAGAAUGUUAUUAUUACAUUAGUUUUCAACCAAAUUGAACGAAGAGACGGUCUUUUUUAACUGAAGAACUAUAAAAACGAAAAGAGUAAGCAUAUAAUUGUUGUAGGUGCAUGUUUGUAGUAUUUUUGGUUCCUUCUAUUCGAACCUUUUCUAGUUUGGUGUUUCCAGUAUUCGUACUUCUUGAAUACUAUAAAAUGACCCUUUUGAUAUGGUACCUGCUUUUAAAAAUUUGUCUUUUGACGUUUUCUUUGUCAUAUGCAGAUGCAGGCUUCAUAACCUCUGAUACCCUUUCAAAAUUCCAUUUUGUUUAGUUCCGCCCAUUGUUUUCUCGUUUGGGGCACCUGCAUUCUUUAACUUGGUGACCACACGCCAUUUUACAUGGAAUGACCGUGUCAAGUUGAAGCUUCCAUGAUAACCGUCGUAUGAACACAUGUGGAUGUUUCUAAAUUCAAAAUGUCACCAUUUUCAUGUUUAAAUGUUGCAUUCUGCUUAAGUCUGUAGUAGGGCUACCUUGCACUUUCCAGUACCGUCCAUGAACAGAAUCAACCGAACCGAGCCUGCAGUAGUUUUCAAUUUUGUCCUUUUGGAAGUUCUUAAGGGAUUCUGCCUUUCUCUAUGCAUACAAUACAACAGUUUGCAUACUGUUUAAACCUGUCAAACUGACAUGAUCAUAUCAAACAUACAAUUCAUAAACAACCAUUGGAAACAUUUUAUUUUUAUGAUUAAUUGAAUGUUGUGAUUGUGUAUGAUUUGACUUGCACAGUAAAAAGUCAAAAUACAUGUAUUUACGGAAGAAAAGCAACAAUUGAUAAAUUUUAUAAUCAUUUAUAUUUUAUUUUCGAUUGAAUGAAUUCUUUGUAAUUAGUAUGGUACAAUUUAUUCUCCUUUUGGUAAGGUUUUACGUCGCACCAACGCAGUAGUUUUUACAUGGCGUCCAUUAUUGAGGCAAGAAGGGUGAUUAAAUUUAUCUCUUUAAUUAUUUUCUCAACUGAAUAUGAAUAAAAAAGACGGACACUCGUCCGGUUUGCAUGUCUUUUUGGAGUUAUUGUAAACAAAAUUUGGCAAAUCUUCUGAUGAAAUAUACAAAAGUCAAACAGUCUUCUUUCAGCUUUUAUGCCACCGCAGCAUCUGCGAUGCGGUGGCAUAUAGCGAUUCGCCUGUGUGUGUGUUUGUAUGUAUGUAUGUAUGUUUGUGUGUUCUAUAGAUUAUAUAGUGAACUUAAAAAACUUCUUGUGAAAAACCAAUAUUAUAGUUCAAUUUCAACCAAACUUGGCAAGAUUGAUCCUUGGGUAAAGGGUUUCCAAAGUUGUUCAAAGAAUUUCAUUCCAUGCAGAAAGCUGGUUGCCAUGGCAACCAAAAGGAAUAAUAAGAAGAAAUUUAAAAAUCUUGUAAAGACCAACAAGGCCUAGAGCAUAUAUCUUAUAAAAACUUAAAAAACCUUCUUGUCUGAAGGUACAAGGCUUAUAGCUUUGAUAUUUGGUAUAUGAUAUCAUCUAUAGGUACUUUAUCAAAGUUUUUAAAAUUAUGCCUCUAGUGUCAAAAUUAGCCCCGCCCCGGGUCAUAGGUUUCCUUUGAUGUAUAUAGUAGAAUCUUGAAAACAAUCAUCUUCUCGAAAUUGACAAAGACUAGAGGUUAGAUAUUUUGCAUGAUACAUAGUGUAAUGAACCUCUACCAAGAUUGUUCAAAUUAUAGCCCUGGGGUCAAAAUUGGCCCCGCCCCGGGGGUCAUUGAUUUUCACUAUGUACAUAUAGUAAAAAAAUAAAAAAAUCUUAUUGUCUGAAGGUACAAGGUUUAGAACUUUGAUAUUUGGUAUAUGAUAUCUUCAAUAGGUACUCUACCAAAGUUGCCUUUAGUGUCAAAAUUAGCCCCGCCCCGGGGGCCAUAGGUUUUCCUUAAUAUAUGUAUAUAGUAAAAAGUUUAAAAAAUCAUCUUCUCUAAAUUGACAUAUGCAAAAGGUUAGAUAUUUUGCAUGAAACAUUGUGUAGUAAACCUCUAGCAAAACUGUUCAAAUUAUAGCCCUGGGGUCAUAAUUGGCCCCACCCGGGGGGGGGGGGUCAUUGAUUUUCAGUCACUAUGUACAUAUAGUAAAAAAAUUUAAACCAUGUGCACAGAUUAAGAUGUAAAGUGAACUUUGAUAUCAGCUGGCCUUACUGUGUUAUACUUUGAUGUACAGUCAUGGAAUUUGGCCCAUGUGUAAUAUGACCUUCACCACCAAAUUCACUAGACUUAACUGCAUUGAUAGAUUCCUACUUUGAUCUUUUAUUUAAAUAACAAUAGAUUUAACCACUAAUCUGAUAAUAAGAAUUAGAUAGGUCAGUGAUCUAUGCAUUAUGGCAAUCUUCAAUUGUAUAGAAACAAAAAAAAAUCUGUUCCUACAUUACUAUUUUGUGUUGUACAUGUAUAAAUGCGGUGGUAUAGCAUUUUUCACAAAUGCAAUCUUGUUUAAUUAUAUAAUUACAGGAACGUAACUAAAUAUGAUAAUCAUCAUCAAUUGAAUUGUUUCUAUGAACGGAAUAAGUCGAAUCUGAGAUUAUAAUACAUGUAUAUGCAAGCCUAAAUAUAUAGAUUCUUACGCUGCCAUACUUUGUCGAAAUAGACCUAGAUCUAUCAAACACAAAGUAUGUGUGUACUAUUGAGCUAAUUUCAAUUGCUUUGUAAUAGAAAGCGCAUCGAGACACUUGGCUGUCUGAUUUGUACGAGGGGGCGUAGCACCCCCCCCCCCUUCCCAGAAUAUAAAUCAAAUUGCCAAGUGUGCAUGUGUGUGUAAUUUACCAAUAACUUACUGAUUAGUGAAAAACAUGUAUAUUUCAAUAAAUGAAUGUAUUUGCUUU
Ruditapes philippinarum (Manila clam) is the source of this 5075-nucleotide messenger RNA. Its product is annotated as heat shock 70 kDa protein 12B-like. The transcript has 6 exons. The coding region runs from base 367 to 1578 and encodes 403 amino acids. The record is from RefSeq and is a predicted model, not a curated record. Gene Ontology annotation, molecular function: ATP binding; ATP-dependent protein folding chaperone. Lineage: Eukaryota; Metazoa; Mollusca; Bivalvia; Venerida; Veneridae.